ACCCGGCAAAGGAAAAGACAGGCUAGAAAUGCCUUCAUGGUGCUUCAAAUGCCUCCAACUCUUCAACAAUUUUUAUGAAGAGAUAACACAACGCAUCGUUGUUGUUAGACACUCGUGGGCCUAGCGAACGGUGACAGUCUCAGUCGCCGCUGCCGUGUAUGUCGCGCGCGCUCUCUCGAAGCCGCCGGUCGAGCUCUCGAAACGGAGCAAGUUCGACGUGGAGGAGGUGGCGUCGGCAAGCCGCGCCAAACUCCGCCAUGCAUGUGUGUCUGUGUCUGUGUCCGUGUUGACUCUUGGACGGCCCGCUGGGCCCAGCCCUGCCUGCGGCCCGCCCGCGGACCCACACAUAUAUACACACCCCGGGCUGCAGCCUGCACCAGGCCUGCACCGACAUGGCCGAACAUAACCUCUCUCUGCUGGCGCUGGCGCUCGCCGUCGUCGUGGGGCCCGCCGCAGCGCAGUUCAACAACUGGCUCCAGGCUUCCAUCGCCAACUCGGUCUCCGCCAGCCUGUCGGGCGUGUCCCACACGGGCAUGACGGACAGCAUCGUCUCCGGCGUGGAGAACGGCGCCGACAACCUGCGCAAGACCCUGCAGGAGCUGAACGGCACCGGCAACAACGCCGUGGCCCUCGCGCAGGACAAGGUUCGGGACUGGUACGCCGUGCGGCUGGCGGCGAUCUGGCGCUCGCCGGUGGCGUACGCGCAGUGGCUGAACCCCGACGUGGCGGACGACGCCUGCCCCGAGGACUCCGUGCUGGGCCACCUACUCCGCGACGCCGAGCGCGAGGCGCUGUCCUGCGUGCAAGACAGGGUGCCCCGCGGCAUCCCCGACGUGCAGGCUAGCGUGGCCUCGGUGCUCGGCAGGAUCAACCAGUACAUGCUGUCCGUGCGAUCCCAGGGCGAGGAGUGCGACGAGGAGGUCGGCUUGCAGGGCGUGAUGUGCAAGGCGACUCGCCUGGCGCCGAUGGCCGGCAUGCUGGGCUCGCUUGGAGGCGACGUGGGCCGCGUGGGCGGCCAGAUCGGCGUGCUGGUGGACGGCACGGCGAGGCAGUGCACCGUGCAGGCGUCCCAGUCCCGCGAAUCCCUGGCCACGGCCGCCGCCAACGCCGCUGCCGAGUGCAUCAAGGCGACGGGAGGCAACGCGGGCAACAUGGAGACGGCCAGGUACUUCACCAACUGGAAAAACUCCAACAAUCUCAUCACGAUCCGUUGACGGCGUGGCGGCCACUCGGGCGUUCACUUCUGCGUUUCUCUUCAAUCCCUCACCUUGAUGAACUUCGGGACUUGCACCCCGUCCGGGCCGGCGUCGCCAUCCCAGGCUGUGGUGGUUGGACUGGCAGCUCCGCGGGCCGAGCGUGGCGGCCGUGGCUCGUGUGACGCCGCCGCCAACGGAAGAUUCUACGGAGUCAGGAUCGGACGAGCACCUGCUGCCUGCCGCAGACAACUUCGGCCGCCAGCUUUUACCGCACCACAACGACCAUCAGGGCUACGGCCAUCGUGGCCACCGAACCAGCAGGCCGCAGACCUCCACGACCAGGACCUGGAAAACCAAAGCCAGGCGGGUCGUCAGGCGCCGGACCACGCUGCAUAUUUCCGCAAAAUAAAAGUAGUGACCCCGAC
Thrips palmi is the source of this 1621-nucleotide messenger RNA. RefSeq lists its product as uncharacterized. The transcript has 5 exons. NCBI's taxonomy places the organism in Eukaryota, Metazoa, Arthropoda, Insecta, Thysanoptera, Thripidae. The coding region runs from base 393 to 1214 and encodes 273 amino acids. The record is from RefSeq and is a predicted model, not a curated record.